Molecule: messenger RNA, 1208 nt
Organism: Didymodactylos carnosus
Lineage: Eukaryota; Metazoa; Rotifera; Eurotatoria; Philodinida; Philodinidae
Source: the annotation of a GenBank genome assembly
AUGGUUACCGGGGCAUCCGCCUUCGGUAUUGCAACGCUCGGUAUAGGUGCUGUUAUCAGUGGUGCCGCCAGCGAAGUUGCCUUUAGGAAAAAAUUAGUUGAACUCAUUGAAACUUUACAACGCGAUGUUGCCAAUGUACAAUCGCAGAAAAACGAACGAUUACAGCAUUUGAAUUCGUAUUUUGAUCGUUUCGAGCAAAGUUUACGUCAACAAAGUAAUCCCAAUGCACAAGUCAAUCUGAUUUGGUACGACGAGAACAUCCAAAAUCCGGAAAACCAGUCUUUUGCUACGAGACUAGAACAAGAAUUUCCAUCGAAUCAAUAUUGUGUGGUCCAAUUCCACAACAGAGCUUUGGCGAUCGAUUUCAUUGAAUCCAAUGUUGAUCAUAAGAUGAUUUUGAUAACAUCGGGAUCAACUGGUGAAACUGUCAUUGCUGAUAUUGGUUAUUAUUGGAAUAUCAAAGGCAUUAUCAUCUACUGUAUGCAAGUAGAACAGCAUCGAUUAUGGAUUAACAGCUAUACAAGAAUAGUAUUGGUCACAAGUAACAGCAAUGCAGUAGUACAAAAAAUACGGGACAUUGAACUUGGUAAUAUCUAUUUUAUAAAUGCUGGCUGUUCGUUCCGAGAUAUAACACUAAAACUGGAAAACGCUGCUUAUUAUUUAUCAACCAAUGAACAAGGAUUUAUUAUCUCAAACUUGAGAUACAUUCACACAGAUGCCAAUUAUCACAGAAGUGUCAUGGAUCAAUUCCAUCGUACCAUCUUAUCAAAAAAUCUUUAUCCGGAUGGUAUUCCGUCUUAUUUCAAAUUGAACAACUUGCAUCUAUUGGCCGAUGAGUUUGCGCAGGCACUAUUACAUGCCGAACCUGUUAACCAGAUCAUUAAUCUGUAUACAGCACAAGCACCAUAUUACUACAAAAUCAUCAAUACGAUUCUAAAUCGAUUAGACGAAGAUUUAAUAUCAUUGAUGGCUGAUUAUAUCAAAGCAUUGCGCUAUGCUUUGUUGAUGUACGUCGAUAAAACAAAUCGAAUGCCAACCACUGGACAUACUACCGUUUAUCGGGGAAUAUAUUUGGCACACCAAAAUGGUUUUCAAGAAUUUCAACGAACGUUUCGAGUGAAUGAUAUCAUUAUCUUUCCAGCAUUCUCAUCCACGAGCCUGAACGAAACAAAAGCCAGAUCUUUCACUGAAGGACAUGGUGUCCUAUU